AUGAACGGCAAACGUCAGAGCGCGUCCAGCAGAAACACCCGCACUGCACCCAGGAAUGCAGACGGCCAAAUUUACUGCAACUAUAAGGGCUGUCAGUCCGCACCAUCGACGUUCCGCCGUCUUAGCGACUGGAAUAAACACAUGGACAAACAUGAACGUCCUUACAAGUGCGAUGUUCCUGGCUGCAACAAGGUUCAAGGCUUCACGUACUACGGCGGUCUCCUACGCCAUGAGCGUGAGGUCCACAAAAAGGACGCUAGCGCGAGAGCGCCGAUUUUCUGCCCCUACGAAGACUGCAAUCGCAGUUCUGGGAACGGGUUUACACGGCAGGAGAAUCUCCGAGAACAUCUACGCCGUCGUCAUCUGCACACUGACGACGUGAGCGCCGGUUUCUCUAUCCUAGUCAAUCCCUUGGUUAGCUUGGACUUUCGAGCUAACCAUUUGCCUGCUGCGGUUGUUGAUACUUGCUAUGAUGCUUCCCUUAGCGAAACCCUGUCGCAGGCAAAUGAUAAAGGUAGUCUUCAUAACGAAUUCGAACAACUGUAUCGGGAGGAUAGGUUGAAAGGUCGUCGCAUAGAGGAACUGGAGCGCAAGGUGGCUGUACUCCAGGCUACGAUUGCUCGGUCAACCUAG
This is a messenger RNA of Penicillium daleae, 633 nucleotides long. RefSeq lists its product as uncharacterized. Gene Ontology annotation, cellular component: nucleus. The transcript has 2 exons. Bases 1 to 633 code for a protein of 210 amino acids. Gene Ontology annotation, biological process: regulation of transcription by RNA polymerase II. Lineage: Eukaryota; Fungi; Ascomycota; Eurotiomycetes; Eurotiales; Aspergillaceae. The record is from RefSeq and is a predicted model, not a curated record.